ACACACGUAACUUCCACAUUCAUCUCAUCCCACUCCACUGGUCACUAAUGGAUCUUAAAAUCACUUUCCCAGUUCUGUUCUCUUUCCUUCUCUUCAUCUUCAUGACACUUAAGAUUGUCAGGAGAAAACCAAACCCAAAAGGCUUAACCACGAAGCUCCCUCCAGGUCCAUGGAAGCUACCCAUCAUAGGCAACAUGCACCAGCUCGGCGGCCCACUUCCGCACCGGACGCUGAGUGAAUUGGCUAAGAAGUAUGGUUCAUUGAUGCACCUCAAGAUGGGCGAGGUCUCGACGGUUGUGUUCUCAUCGCCGGAGACUGCCAAGGAGGUCUUGAAGACCCAUGAUGUGAUCUUUGCCUCUAGGCCUCCGAUCCUUGCCUCCAGCAUCAUUUCCUAUGAUUGCACAAGCAUCACGUUUGCACCCUAUGGUGAAUAUUGGAGGCAACUGAGGAAAAUCUGCAUCCUGGAGCUCCUGAGUUCCAAGAGAGUGCUGUCAUACCGGUCCAUCCGGGAGGAUGAGAUGUUGAACCUGGCGAGAUGGAUUGCAGCCAGGGCUGGGACGACCAUCAACCUUACUGAGAAGAUCUACUCGUCCCAGUACGGCAUGACGUCGAGGGCCGCGUUCGGGAAGAAGUGCAAGGAGCAGGACAGGUUCAUCGGCAUGGUGAAGGAGGCAAUCAAGUUUGCGGGCGGGUUCGGGAUUGCUGAUCUUUUCCCCUCAGUGAAGCUCCUGCACAUCAUGAGCGGGAUGAGGCCGAAAAUCGAGAAGCUGCACCGGGAGUCUGACAGGAUGCUGGAGGAUAUCAUCAGGGAGCACAGGACGAAUAGAUCAGAGAAUGAGAGUGGUGAUCAGUGUGAAGAUGGCGAUGAAGAUCUGGUGGAUGUUCUACUGAAGUUCCAGAAGCAAGGUGAUCAGGAAUUGUCCCUGACCACUGAGAAUAUCAAAGCAGUGAUCUUGGAAAUAUUCAGUGCAGGGAGUGAGACCCCAGCCACAGCAGCGGACUGGAUCAUGUCAGAGCUGGUCAAGAACCCAAAGAUCAUGGCCAAAACGCAAAAAGAGGUGAGGCAGGUCUUUGGGGAGAGAGGAAAAGCAGACGAAGCAGGAGUUGCAGAGCUCAAAUACCUUAAAUCAGUGGUCAAAGAAGGCCUCAGGCUUCACCCACCAGUCCCACUCCUCCUCCCAAGGGAAUGCUCACAGGCCUGUGAAGUGCAUGGUUACACAAUACCAGUGAAGACCAAGGGCAUCAUCAACGCAUGGGCUCUGGGAAGAGACCCGAAAUACUGGAGAGACCCUGAGGCGUUUGACCCGGAUAGGUUCUGUGAAGACUCUAGCGUGGAUUAUAAAGGGAACCACUUGGAGUACAUACCGUUUGGUGCUGGGAGGAGGAUUUGCCCAGGGAUGACUUUUGGGCUAGCCCAAGUGGAGCUUCAGAUUGCCAUGCUCUUGUACAAUUUUGACUGGGCACUCCCUGGUGGGAUGAGGAAUGAGGACCUGGACAUGACUGAGGCUUUUGCUGUGACAGUGAAGAGGAAAGAUGAUCUCUGCUUGAUUCCCACUCCUUAUAAUUGCUAAGUUUCUGUCAGCUUCCUCAUUGUAUUUACUUGUAGUCGCCUAAAAAAGGUAAGUCGCAGCGCAUGGGAAGUGGAGAUCUAGGGUCUCUUUUAGGUACUUGAAGAAGGGCUCAAGAGUUUAAGCUAUGAGGCAGUUGUAAGGAUCAGAUGAGAGAUGUGGAUUAUGUACUGGUAUAUGUAAACAUGAAAUCGUUCUAUCCAAUGAAGUGUUAUC
Rhodamnia argentea is the source of this 1784-nucleotide messenger RNA. Its product is annotated as cytochrome P450 71D9-like. Bases 48 to 1571 code for a protein of 507 amino acids. The transcript has 2 exons. The record is from RefSeq and is a predicted model, not a curated record. NCBI's taxonomy places the organism in Eukaryota, Viridiplantae, Streptophyta, Magnoliopsida, Myrtales, Myrtaceae. Gene Ontology annotation, molecular function: heme binding; oxidoreductase activity, acting on paired donors, with incorporation or reduction of molecular oxygen; iron ion binding.